Molecule: messenger RNA, 4725 nt
Organism: Cryptococcus deneoformans JEC21
Lineage: Eukaryota; Fungi; Basidiomycota; Tremellomycetes; Tremellales; Cryptococcaceae
Product: ubiquitin carboxyl-terminal hydrolase 2, putative
Exons: 13
Coding region: 150-4655 (1501 amino acids)
Biological process (GO): protein deubiquitination; proteasome-mediated ubiquitin-dependent protein catabolic process; regulation of proteasomal protein catabolic process
Molecular function (GO): proteasome binding; cysteine-type deubiquitinase activity
Source: RefSeq, a predicted model, not a curated record
CUGCAGCGGCCUUACACCCAGCCGCCCAGCUGCUUCUGUCUAUAUAGCCGCUCCUUGCCUUACGUCAACUCUGCCACUCGCCGCAACCUGUCUUCCUUCCUACCUCCCCUCCACCAGCCCCCCAUAGCCCUCACGACAUCAUCGCGGACAUGACUCAAUACUCCUCUCCUUCCCCUCCCACAUCCAACCUGACAAGCCCUCCUACCCGUCCCGGAACUCUUCCAGUAGCUUUCUCUCCUCGUUCUCACCCCCAUGGCCCUCGUUCGCCAGAGUCUCAAUCAACGAGGCGGAGCGCUCCAGGCUCGUCCCACACCAGAUAUCGCACUAUGCCUCUUCCGGCUGACUCUUCUAGUACCAGCAUCCCACACCGGAGUUCUUCCAUCUCUGAGCAUGCUGAUUCUCCAGUCAUUGUAGACGAGCCAGAAAUCGGUCUUCCUGAGGCACCAUAUAGGCCUCCAGAGGCUGUCAUCGACCCACCAGAAGAUGAUCCACCCCCCUAUACGCCCGGCAUAGUUGCUGAGCAUAUUGGAGAGGACGGUGAUAUGCAAGUGGACUCAAAGUUCACUGCCAAAGACUUCAAUGCGUGGCAAUCCAACCUCGAAUCUUAUGACCAGAUGGAAAUUGAUCAGUCAACUAGUCAAAGUUCAAUGCCUCAGUUGGGACCUGGUGUACUUCCACGGAGAUGGCUAGCAAUUGCCCAUGAGCACGAACUCGUUAGGCCAUAUAUAGAAGCACUGCCUCCUCCAUCUAAGAAGUUUCACUCUCAAACUCACGCUCAGGUCGCUGCCGGUCAGGCCUCGCUUCCGCCACCGUCACAAAGACCGACUCCCGUUUUCGCCUCGAACAACCCCUUUGCCCAAGAUUCGCCCCGUAUUGCAACUCUCGAAGAUAUCAUCCAAGCGCUUCCGGGGGAUGGAGAUGAUUCGGAGCACUGGUAUUUCUGUAGCACCUGUUGGGGAUGGUUAAAGAUCAAGGCGGGGCAUGGCUUGCCUCCGGGGCUUCAGAGCAUGGAAGAAUGGGAGGCUUCUGUCAUCGAGCAAAAAGCUUAUCCUGACAUUGAGAGUUUUGAGAAGGCGCGUGAACAGAGGAGAGACGAGUGGGCGAGGCUCGUAGGUAUUCAAAACUCGAGGCUUGUCGCCCCGCAGGAACACCAUCAUUUUCACCAAUUCAACACCUUGCUUCCCUCCAGCAAGUUGGCACGCAUCGAUAGGGUUGUAGUUGAAGAACACUUGAACGUUUUUCCUCAUAUCACGGUGGGGCUUGAUCCCGAAGAAUCAUGGGAAUCAUUCAACCUCCCCCAUUCACCGUCCAGGUUGUUUCUCAGUGACUCCUCCGAUGUUUGGAUAUCAGUAGAUGAAGGAUUGGUUCCAGGACAGCUUCCUGUGGGCUUGGUGAACGCUUUCACAGCAGAAAAAAUGAGCAAUCCCAACCCUGGUCUUGAUGGUGUGCAAAGCGUGAAUGAGGCUUGGAAUCUAAUUGCCACGCUUUUGAUAAACCCUCUCUUCAAGGGCCAAAGAGGCUGGGUAAAUCUCAAUAAUGCCAAAUUCCAGUCAAAGAUCGGGGCUGGGCUAGCCUCCUCGCAUAUUAUGUAUCAUAUCGGCUUCGCCUGUCAACAGGAGCCUGAUGGUUUACGCGUGGGUCCUUUUAAAGGCGGUAGCGAGUCUGGAAGUGCUGCACAAAUUGCAAACGAAGCGGGCAACAUGGCGAAAAUGGAUAAGUACAUGUUGAGGGUUUGGAUCGAGGUGACACUCUAUUUGUUGGCGUUCCUAAGGCGAAAUAAAUUGCAAGCAAUUACCCCGCCAUAUAUGGAUGCGAUACCCUUGGAAAUUUCCAUCAAUGAUAUAGUGCCUUUUGCACAAUAUCCAACAUCUACUGCUCCCUUUCCAGACAACGUUCGUGAAGCAUGUCAUAUUUUGGGCGUCACCAAGUAUGACACUGCUGAAACUCUUGAAACCGCCUAUGAUCUUCAAAUUAUGUUUGACGAGCAUAAUACACCUCGGUACCUUGGCGCGCUAGAGAGAAUUUCAGAGGCGUCUGUGGUUGGAAAGAGUAGUCUGGAGUUGAAGGUAGCAGUGGAAAGGAGUUUGGACAAGUAUACAGACGAUGAAGUGCUAAAGGCAUAUAGUCUGAUUGGAUACACUCGCCAACACGCCGAAGACAUUUCUAUACCUCCUCAAGGUGCGCCUGACGAUUAUAUCCUCUCCAUGCACAAAUCCGCCAUCCAGGCCUCGACUUCUUCUCAGCAACGUCAGGACUUGAAUAGGGCGCUGGUCUUAAUCGGCAAAGACAGGAGAAGCGAGCAGCUAAAGAGUAUGGGGGAGAAGGGACAGACCUUUGUCAGUGUACAGGAAGCGUAUGAGGCGUUAAGUGCCCCGCGGGAUGCAGUCGAUGACGGGUUGAUCAUGCAAUAUGAGAUGGCCGUCAACGAAUACCCUGGGAAAGCAGACCAUUAUAGAAUGUGUCUCUCCGUCAUUGCGGAUGCUCCUGGAGAAGAAAGGCCAGGGUUGAAGCAGUUCUUGCAAACCGGUUCAAGAGAACCUGAUGUACCCGCUAGAAAAGAUAUUCCUGCAGGAUUGCAAAACAUCGGAAACACUUGUUAUCUCAAUUCCAUAUUGCAAUACUUGUACACCAUUAAGCCCCUUAGAGAAGCCGUCUUGAUCUUUGAACAGGAUAAGAGCAAAAUCGUGCCGACUUCAAAGUCAGAAGUAGAGCGAGCAAAGCGAUUCGUACGCCAACUUCGGCUUCUUUUCCUCCAGCUCUAUAAAACGGAACUCCCCGCUGUCCGCCCGGACGAAGAAUUGGCUUAUCUCGCCAUUACAAGACCGGAAAUAGAUAGCAUGGUUGAGCAGACUCAGGAACCGCCGACGGAACUCUCUGCUUCGACCGCCACAGCCACAGACUCUGCUCAAAUCACACCAAACUUGCUGGACAGCAUCCCAUCUGUACCAGAGCUCACCACUCUUCCUUCGCCUUCGUCGACCAUUUUCGCCUCACCACCUGAAUCACCCCGACAAGACCUGACGGGCACUCCUAUACCUUUGGAACAGGACGAGAUAACAGAGGAGAUGGAGUUGGACGCAGAUAAAGAAAACAUUCGAUCUCCAGAAUCGUCAAGUACUCGAUCCCGCGACACCUCCAGCACGUCUACCAUUCUCGGGAAAAGGGGUAAUCAAGAUAGAGAAAGAGACAAUUCUCGCUCCCCUGGUGAAGAACGGGUAAAAUAUAAACAGGCCGAAGGAUCAGGCAAUAAUGCUACCAGGGGUAAAUCUGAAAGCGAGAGUGCAUUGGAAUUUGAGCUGGGGACUGGCUCCAGGGUCGAGACAACGCAAGCUGAUCAAGUUGAAAGCCCGUCACUGGGUACAGCUACAGAAAUUGCCCAUCUGGAGCUGACGACGCCUGCGGGGUCUCCAAGUCAGACGCGCAAGGAGGAGGCAGAAGUUUUGGCCCUUACGCAGCCAGAGGACAAGUAUGAGUCGCCCAGUGCACCUCCAUCUCUCCCACCAAGGCCUCAAGCUCGCAAGCAAGAAACGCUCAGUUCGGGUCUACGAUUUGGUUUGCAACAGGAUGCUGCUGAGGUACUUAUCAAUGUACUUUCCCAAUUGGAACUGGCACUGGAGCAGCCCGGAGAAGAUGGAAAAGAGGCAUCUAAUCUCAUUAAAAAUCUGUAUUCUUGUAAAUAUCGCCAGCAGACGGUGUAUGAGUCGUCCUCUCCUUCCUCUGAUGAUCAACCCACCUAUGAUGCUCAGACCCCAGUAGAAUCUGUCUUCACGCAUCCGAUUAUCGGUGUCGAGGAGGAAGGCAAGGACUUGUAUGACUGCCUGGCAGAACUGUAUCUCGGUGGCUCAGCCAUUGAGUAUGAGGGGAAGAAGGGUUUUAUGAUGGAUCUCAUGGACGAGUUCCCGCCCAUGCUGUAUAUUCAGAUGCGGAGAUCACAAUACGACCCCGUCACAGGCCGAGAUCGCAAAACCAACACCCAUAUAAGUUUUCCUCAGACUCUUUGCAUGUCACGCUUCCUCACUUCUGCACCCGCCGAGAAACGUGAAGAAUCCAUCGCCCUCACGCGAGAAAUAAUUAGGAUGCGUACACGUCUUCAUUCGCUCAGGAAUCAUACGCCGUUGUCAAUCCCAUCGACGUACAAGCAUGCCUCUUCUGCCUUGAGGCAGCUCGCUUCCUCGGGCCUGGAUAUACCGGAGCUUAAUGAAGUUCUAUCACCGGAACUUUGUGAUGCACUUGACCGUGAAGGCGAUGAGGUUAUCAAAGAAAUCGAAGAAUUGCAACAAGAGCUACCCAAAUUGAAGGAAAGAAUGGAUGAGAUCUGGAGAGAUGUACACGAGGAAGAAGAAGAAGACGAACAUGUCAAGGCAUACGACUAUGAGCUAGUGAGCGUAUACAUGCAUCGAGGAAAGACGAGUGGCUCGGGGCAUUAUUGGACCUAUCAAGCUCAUUUACCAGGGCAUAGUGAAGAAUUCUAUAAUUAUAAUGACGAAAAAGUCACUGUCGUGCCUGCCAGCGAAGUUUUGCAAGACAGAACAGGUAGUGACGCUAAUCCGGCGUUACUUUGCUAUGCUCGAAAGGGCUGGGAUUUGGUCGAUUCUUUGCAUAGAGAGAUAUUGGAGCACAGCAGCCCAGAAGUAGAAGAGUUGGUGCUGACUUGAGAACUUGAGACGCCUUGUCUUGUAACAACAUACAGUAACCUUGUUAGAUUAUGCGUAGAUGUCGUUAAUG